Messenger RNA from Paramisgurnus dabryanus, 5160 nucleotides. The record is from RefSeq and is a predicted model, not a curated record. NCBI's taxonomy places the organism in Eukaryota, Metazoa, Chordata, Actinopteri, Cypriniformes, Cobitidae.
CCAGCAGCAGAAGAACUGUUUCAGUUCUCAGCAAAGGCUCGUGGAAACCUACAGGAUUGACGUCAAAAAGAUCAAACUACGUGAAAACAUCGAGCCGAAAGCGAAAAGACGAGUGGAUACGAGUGGGAGUGUUAGAAAACACCUCGCGACCAAGUGCCUUUCCUCUUCUUCAGCAACCCGUGGGAACUUUAUUUCCCAUGAAAACCAGACACAUCUGCUCGAUACACACUCAUACUGGACCGCAGGAGACACUUACAUAUCCAUAGAUUGUAUAACAGCCAGGAGACGCAGACGCACAGCAGUGGAUCUCUUUAAGGGUUCGACUUGUCACUUCAAAGAAUUGCAGGAAUAUCAUUCACCCACGAUCUACCAUUGGGUGAUACAUGCCAAGAUAUAUCACGGAUACGUCACCCAAAGAAACAAAAGUUUUUUUGUUUGAAGGAUGGACCUGCCAAACAAGGAGAGACCAUCACCGGAAAACGGGCCGAAAUCUGCGAGAGGAGGGAGACAAUGUUGCUCAAGUCUAAAGAAGUUCCUCAUGGCCUUGUCUUUUGCCUAUUUCGCCAAGGCAUUAUCCGGGAGCUAUAUGAAAAGCACAAUAACUCAGCUGGAAAGACGCUUCGACAUCCCCAGUUACUUAAUAGGUGUCAUUGAUGGCAGCUUUGAAAUAGGUAACUUGUUGGUGAUCGCCUUUGUGAGUUACUUUGGUGCCAAACUUCACCGUCCGAAGAUCAUUGCCAUUGGCUGCCUGCUGAUGUCAAUAGGAACUUUUCUAAUCGCCUUGCCCCAUUUCCUUAUUGGACGAUACAAGUUUGAAACAUCAAUUAGAUCAUCAGUGAACUCGAGCAGUUAUCUGUCUCCAUGUCCUGCCGGCGAUCUGUCCACAGGUCCCAGCACCUCUUCAAUACCCAACCCAGGUUGCGAACACGAGUCCAGGUUAUCCAUGUGGAUAUAUGUUUUUCUGGGGAAUAUCUUACGUGGAAUUGGUGAGACCCCAGUGCAACCUCUGGGAAUUUCGUACAUCGAUGACUACGCUCUGGAAGAAAAUGCAGCUUUCUACAUCGGAUGUGUCCAGACGAUAUCGGUCAUUGGUCCGGUGUUUGGGUAUCUACUGGGGUCUGUAUGUGCCAAGAUAUAUGUCGACAUUGGAUUUGUCAACAUGGAGAGCAUUAGCAUCACUCCAGGAGAUGCACGCUGGGUAGGCGCCUGGUGGUUGGGAUAUCUUAUCGCAGGACUCAUCACCCUCUUCUCAGCCGUGCCGUUCUGGUUCCUACCCAAAUCUUUACCCAUGCCAGAGAGACCGCUUCCCAAGUAUUCUCCUGAGAGGACCAGCUUCAUCAAAAACUCAAAACUGAUGGAGCACAAGUACCAGGCAGAUGAACCCACAAACUUCCUGGAAAUGGCCAAAGACUUUCUGCCAACGCUGAGAUCCCUGUUGGGGAACCCGGUUUAUUUUUUAUAUCUGUGUGUCACUAUCAUCCAGUUCAACUCUUUGAUCGGCAUGGUGACAUACAAGCCAAAAUACAUAGAGCAGCACUACGCACAGUCAGCAUCUAAAGCGAAUUUCCUCAUGGGAGCGAUUAAUAUCCCAGCUGUAGCAUUGGGAAUGUUCUCAGGUGGAGUGAUCAUGAAGAAGUUCAAGCUGAGCAUCAUGGGAGCGGCCAAGUUUGCACUGGGAACGUCUCUCUUGGGUUAUUUCCUGUCGCUUUUCUUUUUCGCUAUGGGGUGUGAGAAUGCCAGUGUGGCCGGAAUCACCGUGUCAUACAACGGGACAGACCGUCUUUACAAAGAAGAUGCUUCUCUGUUUGCACGCUGUAAUGCUAACUGUCAGUGUCCUGAAACACAUUGGGACCCUGUGUGUGGUGAGAACGGCCUUACGUACGUCUCGCCCUGUUUGGCUGGAUGCCGGGCGUCCCGCGGAUCUGGAAUGGACACGGUGUUUCAGCAGUGCAGUUGUAUAACAGUCGGGAAUCAAACAGCCAGCGCCGGUCAAUGUAAUAACAGAGAUAGCUGCCAGCGAGUCUUCCCAUACUUCCUGGCCCUGUCCGUCAUCACUUCCUUUAUCAUCUCACUGGGCGGAACGCCAGGAUACAUGCUGCUCAUCAGAUGCAUCAAGCCCCAGCUGAAGUCUUUAGCUUUAGGUUUUCACACAUUGGCAACAAGAACUCUGGCUGGAAUUCCAGCACCUAUAUACUUUGGAGCCCUCAUAGACACCACCUGUCUGAAAUGGGGUCACAAGAAAUGUGGAGGUAGAGGAGCCUGUCGAAUCUACAACACUACGGCCUACAGGAUAGCAUAUCUGGGUCUGACGUUUGGGUUACGGACCGCUUCCUUCUUUCUCUGUGUGUUGGGUCUGGUGGUGUUGCAACGACACGUUCAGAAGCAAGAGCGCAGCACGCUCACAAACGGAGGAACAGUCGCUGUGGCCGGUGAAUUGCAGGCUCUUAGGAAAGACGAAAGCAACGGAUCGAACUCGGACCCCCAAACGUUAGAUUACGACCCAGAACGGGAAACACGUCUGUAAUGUAGCACACACAUGCACUAAAUGCACACGUAUGCCCGUGCAGGGAGCAACAGGGUUGUCAGCCAGCGUCUGUCCGACUAGUGACUUUCAUCUUUCUACCAUGUAAAUGUUGUGAAAUCUGUUGUUUUGAUAUAGUAGAUUUAUUUCUUGAAUGUACACGUUUUUCAAAAAAAAAAGAAAAGAAUGUCUUUAAAACUAACUAACUUGUUUGGUUAAGAUACAAAAGUAUCAUAACUACAGACAACAUCGCUGGAUUUGCUGUCGUGAUGAGUACAGGCCCUGAGAAUGACAGGAUUAUACAUCAGUCGUACUUUCUCUAAUGCCAUACACACUGAUAGAUGCCUGAAGCAGUUGACCAAGACACUGUGUGCUUAUUAUAGCGAGGCCUUGCCGCACGAGCUGCAGGUUGACUUUGUUGGGGGAAAAUCCUCAAAAUGAAUUCCUUUCUAAGCAUAGUCGGCAUCGUUCGCUCAACAUUGAUUGAGAAACGGCCCUUCUCCAUUUCACCUGACAGUUCUUCUCUCACUUAAGGAAAAUUUUGAGAAACGGUCGAGCGGUACUGUGGGUUCUGGUGUGGUGUGUGACGUCAUGGAUGUGUAAGUAAUUGUCUUCAUGAUUGAUGUUGUACAAUAUGUGUGUAUAUCACUGUGAGACACUGUGUGUUGUGUGUGCGAUCGGGUGCAUUCCUGUGCCAAAAAGUGCAAGAAAGAAAAGUCAACGUGGUCUAUUCUCAGGUUGUUAAUUAAUUGUUCCUGAAAUUUGCAAAUAAUUAUUCUUUUAUAUAUUUGUAUAAAAUCAUUGUAUGGUAUUGGCUGGUGGAAACGUUCCUUUUUCUUUGGCACUAAAGGUCGGCUUUACUGGUAAAUUUUACCAGAAACAACCAAGGAAAGGGGUUUUUUUGUGACUUGUAAAGCGAACUGAAAAAGUGGCAUUUAUUACUUGCUUUUACAUCAGACAGUACAUCAUUUUAUUUGUUGAUGUUUUUGUAUACUUACCGUAAGUAACUAUAUCCGGAUGUGUAAAGAAAUGCAUUUAAGUGAAAGAUUAGAUACGUUCUUAUAAAAAUAAAAUAAUUUACUACAAACGCUUAGUAUGUUAAGAAAAAUCCACAAUUCAAUGGCAGCAGUAUAAUUUUAAUUGUGACGAACGUUGUAAAUACAAUCAUAAACAACUCGCCAUUCAUAUUGAGGUACCCAUAAAAUAACCCUCACAUUUUAUUUUCGGGCAAUGUUACAAUAUACAGAAAAGACAAACAUUCCCCUAUUUGUUUUAAGACACAUUUCAAAGUAAACAUUAUCAACUUAUUAGACAACUUAUGAGUCUUAAACUAACAUAAAGUUGCAUAGCAAUGACAAUAAACAGUAAAUCUGCCAUCUCUUCUUAAGUGCGGCUCAGUUCAGACUAUCAGAGGGUUUUUCGUGUCGUCUGAUAGACAGAUGAAGAAGAGGAAGAGGGUGUGGAAGAGUCUUAAAUAGAUCAGAAUAUUGAAACGCUGCAGACAGCAUUGUUCUGAUAAACAACAACACAGUGGGUUUUCGACUUAUUCUUAACGUACAAAAAUAAAUCCUGCAUUUCCACAGACAGAUAAACAUUAUAUCUGCCCUACAUGUCGAGUCUUAAUCUUUUUGUAAGUCAAAUUUGAAUCGCUUGUCAUGUGUUUUUGUUUCUUGUCAAUGACUUGGCAUUUUAAUGAGUGAAAUAUCCAGUCCUAACCGUCCACAUAACACCCCAAAAACGAAGAAAAAAAAGGAUCACUGUGAUUUUUUUUCACGACAACCACAUUAAGCAAUGUUUGUUAUGGGAAAAACAAUGCAAAAAUUCUGAAUAUUUCUAAACGUCAUAUUUUUUUGUUUUGUGUUUGUUUGGGGGUAAAAUCUGAUACAGGCAUGUUUCUUUGACGGUGUUCAUAAGAUUCAUACAACAAUGUUGUCCUCAGGUGGAAGUUCAUGGAUCAAUAGCACAGAGAUAGAGCUACCUCAAAUGAUCUUACACAGAAAGAAACUGUCAUGUGUUUAAUAAAUCUCACUGUAUUGGACAGUUCUGGUGUCAGAAUUUGUUUACAACAGUAUUUGAACUCAGGUGUCAUCCAUCUACCUCUGCAGUAUAACUUACUGUCGUACAGCUCAAAAGAGUCUCAAUGUGAUGUGUUUAUCUUCAGUAUUACCUAUUGUUUAUCUGUUUUCUCAAUUAAAAUGGCUCAAAUGACUGAUGUAGCUUGUAUGUGAUCUUAAAUUCCUUAUGCAACCAAAUGGAUUACAUAAGAACAGUUAUAAAACGGUUAGUUCCAAUCCUUGAUUCUGAUUGGUCAAUAGGUGUGCUUUAUUCAUGAUAAAACACGGCUAUGACCGCUUUACCCAGGGGACGGUUCUGUUGAUCACUGCGCUCUUAGCAACCACACGUAUUGGUUUGUUGUUUUUAUUUGAGCUUUCAUGCAUUUUACACAUUGGAACACAUUUUUGUUCAUGGUCAGGGACUAUUUUUUUUCUAGCGGAAGGAAUGCUUUUUAUUGAUUUAACUUCAUGAAAGUUGGACUAAUAUUUUUAUAUUUAAUUAUAUAUAAUUAUAUUUUUUUACUUUAAUAUUGUAGUAACAAUGUGCCACUAACAAUGCCCUUCAGCCGUUACUUAUUCACGAUA